Messenger RNA from Strongylocentrotus purpuratus (purple sea urchin), 5112 nucleotides. It is a transcript of the gene fbf1, whose product is annotated as fas-binding factor 1 homolog. Gene Ontology annotation, cellular component: ciliary basal body; ciliary transition fiber; centriole. NCBI's taxonomy places the organism in Eukaryota, Metazoa, Echinodermata, Echinoidea, Camarodonta, Strongylocentrotidae. Bases 127 to 4377 code for a protein of 1416 amino acids. The record is from RefSeq and is a predicted model, not a curated record. Gene Ontology annotation, biological process: cilium assembly; establishment of epithelial cell polarity. The transcript has 28 exons.
CGAGUCGCCUUUUUCAAAUAGGAAGUGUAAAUAAUAAUUGAGCCAUCGAGUCACACUGAGAUAACGUGAAAUUGGUCUUGUUCAUUGGGAGAGAAAAAAGAAAACGAAUCGUAUGGAACAAAAGCCAUGGCUGCAAGAAGAAGAUCUCAGCCACUCCCAGAUGAGGACUUCUACAGUACUCUGGCUGCGGAUUUCGAUGAGAGUGAAGAGAAUUCAAGUGUAUCAGAUGCUGAUGUAAAUGCUCUCACAAAGGCAUUGGCAGGUAUGGAUGACAUGGAUGAUGCUCUCUUCAGCUCCUCCCUCAAGCCAAAGAAGACCCCCAGCAAGGAGAGUGCAGCUCCUCCUCCCAAGAGGAAGGGGUCAGUGAAGGGUGCCACCCAGAGUCCUGCUGCCACGCCUAGUCCUGCCACGCCUAGUCCUGGGUUGAGUAGGAAAGGAACAUAUAACAUCAGCGAUGAUCUGGACGGCGACAUGUCCAAGACUUAUGACUUAGGAAAGAAAGCAGAUAAAGAUUCUCAACCUGAAGCAGCAGAAGGUAAAAAGUCUCCUGCCCUCUCCAAGACCUACCCUGGUAGAUCUAAACCUGAAUCAACUUCUUUUGACUUCGGAGAGUUUGAUGAAGAUGACCCUCUUGCUGGUCUUCUCUCUGAUGAUGAGGAUGCUGUGAAGCCUAAGAACAAGAAGCCCGUCACUAAGGCUACAAAAGCUGCUGCUUCAGGACCAGCUGUAAAACAGGACCCACCAGCAAAUCCAGCUCCUGCUUCUAUGAAAGAGACUCUAGGUGCCAGUCAAAGUGAAGACAGUCUUCUCGAUACAACACCAAGAGAGAGAGACAAAAGCAAAGGUCCACCUGCAAGCAAAUCUCGUGCAAAGCCGAGUACCAAGAGAUCAGAUGAUAUUGAUUUUGGUGAUGAUGAUGAUGGGAUCUUGGAUGGAUUGGGUUUCGAUGACACACCUAGAGACCUACCAAAGAUGGAUAAAGAGCAAGAGGCAGCGAAAGCUAAGGUCAGUGACCUGUUUGGAAAGACCAGUAUCCUUGACAAACCACCUGCUAGUAAAGGUCGAUCAAAGGAGUUCACCUUAGAUAGCAAGUACAAGAAGCCACAAACAGCUCCAUCUGCACCGAAAGAGGAAGACUUUACCUUUGGUGGCUACACCCCAUCCUCUGUGACGUCCAAACGGCCCGACUCUGCCCCUCCUGGUAGGAGAGGUGUAAGAUUUGCUGACGAAGCUGAUGAUGACGAUGACAUCUUUGGUAACUCGACGAUGGAUCGACCCCGUAGACCAGGUCUAUCUCACCAGUCAUCGGUCUCCGCUAGCCCAAACAAGCAGGCUGCACCGGGAGCAGAUAGCAAUGAUUGGCUGAACGAAGCUGUAGGAUUGAGUGGAACAAAGAAAGAGAUGCCGAAAUCAGAUUCUAAUAAACAGAGUGCAGAGAUUAGAAGACCCACCCUCCAACCAGACAAGGACACCACAUCAUCAGGGAGUCAUAGGAAAGAUGACAGGAGUGAUGUUAAGAAGACUGGUGUAGGAGAAGGAGGAGGGGCUGUUAAGGAUGAUAUGAAGAGACCAGCAGCAGCUGCGGAUUAUCUAGGCUUAGGAGGAGAUGAUAUAGACGUUGACUCCAUUGCACAGCCCAAAGAGAUAACUCCAAGAGUGGAGAGACUUACUAAACGUGACUCCAGAGACGAUCUGUUCACCAAACCAGUCAAGAGGGAUGAAACGUCACCUUUUCCAUGGGACAAUGAAAGCCCAAGAAGAUCACGAAGGAGACACACAGAUAUGAGUUCCACUGGUGAUCUUGGCAGCACCUUUGAUUCUAUGAACUACAGUGAUGGCGAUGAUGAUAACGACCCACUUGGUGAAAGCGAUCCUCUUCGAGCCAGUCUGAUUGCUCAGCAAAUUAAACAGCUUGCUGCCAUGGAGAAAGAUGAAUCAGCUCCAAAGCCUGCAGAGCGGGGGCCCCCUCUAGCACGCCCUAAUACCACCUCCAAGCCCCCUAGCUCACAUACUCCAACUCCACAAGCAAACCAGGUUGAGCUGAGUAGUGGAAAGUCCCUCCCUACCCCUAUGCAGCGCCAGUCUUCUGUUACCUCUCUCUCUGGGGACCAAGCACCUGCAACUUCAGGGAGACGAGAGCCAAGAUGGCGGCAAGAGAUGAGGCAACAACAGCAGCAACAAGGUCUUGAUACUUCCAGCAACAUCAUUUCAACACCCACCACACAGCACUCACCGUCUGCACAACGUCCCUCCACCAUCUCAACACCGCCAGUUGUGCCUGCAACACCUGUUUCUGCCAGCACACCAUCAAGGAGUGGUGGCGUGGGUGGUUUUGAUGCGAUGGCACUGUUGAAUGAAAAUCAGAGUCAAAUGGAAAGACAGAGGGAGAGUAUGCUGGAAUAUGAGGCAACUCUAAAACAGCAACAGCUCCAAAUGGCAGCUGAGCGUGAAAAGCAGAUGCGGCUGAUACAAGAGCAACAACAGGAAGCAAUGCUACAACAGCAGCAACAAGCCCUGCAACAGCAACAAGAAGCAAUGAAGCAGCAACAGGCCAUGAUGCAACAACAGAUACUACAGUCAACGCCUACAUCCAUUCCCGGGCUGGGCCUGGGCUAUGGUCUUGGUGCCACGCCCGGUAACAGUACUGGUUUUGGUGGUGCUAACCUUGGAGGAAUGUCUUCAGGCAGUCUAUGGCUGGAGAACAAGGUUCAGCAGCUGGAGGCAGAGAAAUCCCAGCUUGGAUCCUCCAUCCAGUACAUGGAGAAGCAUCACAAACAAGAGCUGGAGACAGUGGAGGCUAACCACCAGAGCUUCAUCAGUCUCCUGGAGGAGGGAGCCAGGAAGAGAGAGACCAGGAUACACCAGGAUGCCCAGGAGUCUGCCAAGCGCUAUGAGGAGAGGCUGCAGUCGGUCAUCGCAGAGAGGCCAAAGGUCGUGAGUGAGCACCAAGAGAGGAUGGAGCAGGUGUACAUGGAGCGCGGAAAGGAAAUAGAGAAACUCAAACAGAUACACAAGCAAGAGGUGGAAGACCUUCGACUGCAGAGCAGACGCGAGCUGGAAGAGGCUAGGAAAGCAAUGCAGCAUCACGUUGACUCCCUGAAGGAUAGUACUAGUCAUACACAGUCACUCAAGGAUGUGGUGGAAAGGGUAGGACUGGUAGGCAAUCAAAUCAAUUCAUUACAGGGGCGGGUUUCUGAUCAGCAUCAGUUCCAGCUUGACAACCGUCUCCAGGAGGUGAAGGAGAGAGAGGAGGAAACAAAGAGGGUCAAGAAAAGACUGGAGGAGCAGGAGACAACCAUGAGCUUGGAACGAGAGCGGUUACAAGCCACAGUAUCCAGACUGGAAGCCCACAUUAAGGAACAGAACAUACAGCAAGAUGAGGAUAGAUGGCGAUUACGUCAGGAGCAGAAUAAACUGACCAACCUUCAGAAGAUGGUGGAGGAGGAAAAAAAAGUAAUAUCAGAUCAGCUAGCUGCAGAACAAACAUCUCUGCAACAAGCCAAGAAUGCUGUUUUGACUGAACAGCAAAGUAUCAUGGGGCAGUGCAUGGAGGAGAGGAAAGCUCUUGCAACUGAGCGCGCUCAAUUUGCUUCGUCAAGGAGAGAAUGGGAAGCUAAGAUGAAAGAAGAAAUGACCAAAACAUCUCAGGAGCAAGCUACAAGGGAAGGGACACUAGAGAGUCUAUCAGCAGAGCGCAUCCAGCUAUCCAUGGGUAGAGAGUCCCUGCGCAAGGACCAGGGUAGCCUGGAGCAACGGAGGCUGGAGCUGGAGAAGGAGCAAGAUGAGCUCCAGCAGGAGAAAGCGCGGCUCCAGCGGCUAGGUGACUCCCUGCAGGCACGCUCCAGGGAGCUCCAGGGGAUGGUGGCUGAUGCAGUCAGAGUGAGGGAGGAGGGGGAGGCUGCGCUGGUCAAGGCACGCAAGAUAGAAGGACAGCAAACAGCUAGGAAACAGGCUCUUGAGCAUCAACUUGAAGAGCUGAGAGCAACGGAAAGGAAGAUUGCAGAGGACAGAGUGCAGAUUGCUGAAAACCAAAGGUCACUGGAGAGGUCAGCUGGGUCAUUGUUAUGCAAACAGUGUGCUUCCUCCUUAUCUUUGCAAAACAUGCAUUUACCCAGGCAUACACAAGCCCCUCCCACCAACCCUCUUCCCAUGACGAUGUCAUCUGGUCCUGCUGGUGGGUUCAUGACCUCUUCAUACUUGCCAGGGGGUGACCUGAUGCCUUCAGACAUGGUGGAUAGUCUCCUCACCCAGGCUGAACAUGACAGGACUGUCAACGUCUGGAAACUGGCAGCCGAAAGGGACAAAGAGUUUCUAGAAGAAGAGACAUCUUUCCUGGAGUCAUUGAACAAUUCCUACAGAGUGCCAGCAGUCAUGUAGAAUCAGCCUGACUGACUAUGCAAUCAAAUUGAUGAAUCAUCCUGAACCAGAAGCUGUUAUUCAUUUUUAUGCCUCCGCCCACUGAAAGUUAUGCCAGAUGCAUUAAAUUUUCGGGUUGUCCAUCCUCUGUUCUGCUUUCUUGUUAUCGCGAUAUCUCAGGAAUCGCUUGAGGUAUGAACUUCAAACUUGGGGAUACCGGGAUAGUAUGUAUCACCAUAGGAAGAUGGCCAGGUCAGAUUUUGGAUUAAGUAGGUCAAAGAUCAUAGAGGUCAACUGAUGAAAUUACAGGUAUUAGCCUCGUUAUCACGAUAUCUCAAGAAACUAUGGAGGUAGGAGGAUCAAAUUUGUUGAUAAAAUGUCUCACCAUAGGAAGACGAUUUGAUUAGAUUUGGGGUAAGUUUGUCAAAGGUCAUAGAGGUCAUAUGGGUCAAUUUAUAAAAAAUUACAGGUGUAAGCCUUGUUAUUGUUAUGUCUCAAGAACCACUAGACAUACUGUAUGAGCUUUAAACAUGGAUAUAGUGUGUAUCACUGUAGGAAGACCAUCUAGUUAGAUUGUGGGAUAAGUUGGUCAAAGGCCAUAAAGAUCAAUCAACAUGCAAGUACAAACUGUACAGACUUUUUUUUCUCAUUAUGAUAUUUCAAGAAUAAUUAAAGCCAUGAACUUCAUUGAAAUUAAUAAGCAGAGGUGUAUUGGAGAUGCAGUCCCAUUUGUCUUGCAUACUCCAAGGAUCCAUG